AAAGAAUCAAUAAAAAGCUAGUGGUGUUCGUUGGAUUCAAACUCCCUCCACUCAUUACGAUGACACUCUCUCUUCUCUCCCCUUCUCCGUCUGCUCUAUGCUUUGUCGGUUCCACUUCUAAUUCGUCGUCGGCUGACUUCACCGGCCAUUUCAGAAAGCUAUGGACAAGCAGAAGCAGAACCGGAUCGGCACUUCCGGUUCUCACGAGAGCUUCUUCAGAGAAAGACGAUGAUAAACCGGCAUUCAACCCGUUCGGUUUUGUCACUGACAAUCCGUCUAGCCGAAGUGCAAUUCAGAUGCCUGAGAGUCCCGCCGAGGACGGAAACGUCGGCCAAAUGCUUUACAGAAUUGAAGACAAAGGAAAGGAAUACGGAUCAUAUGUCAAAUCAGGAAAAUUUAGGUGGUUUGUGAGAGAAACAGGAUCACCUGAAAGCAGACGCGGGACAGUUAUAUUUCUCCAUGGAGCUCCAACACAAUCAUACAGCUAUCGAGUUGUUAUGUCUCAGGUUCUAAUUCUGAUAUUAGAUUUCACUACCUUUGGAGUUAGAAAUUUUUGCUAACAGUAUAGGAUAGUC
Molecule: messenger RNA, 575 nt
Organism: Nicotiana tabacum (common tobacco)
Lineage: Eukaryota; Viridiplantae; Streptophyta; Magnoliopsida; Solanales; Solanaceae
Source: RefSeq, a predicted model, not a curated record